UUUACACAAUUUCCUCAAACUAGCUACUUAUAGUUCCCCUUUGUCCGAAAAAUAAUGGCUUCUAAACUCAUCUCUCUACUAGUAAUAGCUGCUGUUCUUCCUUUCUUUUCCUCUCCAUCUUUAGCAAAUGUCUCUCCAAGUAGUCUUGUCAGCCCUGGAACCCUUUGCAACGACACCCCAGACCCUUCCUAUUGCAAAUCUGUUCUCCCUAAGCAGUCUACCAAUGUCUAUGACUCUGCCCGACUUUGCGUCCGCAAGUCUCUAUCACAAUCCCGUACAUUUUUGAACCUAGUUGAUAAAUAUCUCUUACGCCGCUCCAGUUUGUCUAUUACUGCAACUAGGGCUCUUGAGGAUUGCCGGUUUCUAGCUAAUUUAAACAUAGAGUUUUUGUUGAGCUCCUUUCAAACUGUCAAUGCUACUAGUAAAACUUUGCCCGCUUUGAAAGCUGAUGAUGUACAAACUUUGCUAAGUGCCAUUCUAACAAACCAGGAAACCUGUUUAGAUGGCCUGCAGGCCACAUCUUCUGCCUGGAGUGUAAGGAACGGUCUCUCAGUCCCUUUGUCUGAUGACGCAAAACUUUAUAGUGUUUCUCUUGCUUUUUUCACCAAAGGUUGGGUUCCUAAAAUGAAGAAAAGGAUCACAUGGCAGCCUAAAAGCAAGCAGCUUGCAUUCAGACAUGGACGAUUGCCAUUCAAAAUGUCUGCCAGGAACCAUGCAAUUUACGAAUCAGUCAGUAGGAGAAAGCUUCUCCAGGCAGAGAAUAACGAUGUAGAGGUUAGUGAUAUAGUGACGGUGCGUCAGGACGGACAAGGGAAUUUCACAACCAUCAAUGAUGCUAUUGCUGCAGCUCCAAAUAAAACCGACGGCAGUAAUGGCUACUUCAUGAUUUAUGUCACCGCUGGCAUUUAUGAAGAGUAUGUGUCCAUUGCAAAGAACAAGAGAUAUUUGAUGAUGGUAGGAGAUGGCAUAAAUCAGACGGUGAUUACUGGGAAUCGUAGUGUUGUUGAUGGGUGGACUACUUUCAAUUCUGCUACAUUUGCUGUAGUUGGACAAAACUUUGUUGCAGUGAACAUAACAUUCCGGAACACAGCUGGGGCAGUCAAGCAUCAGGCUGUAGCUCUUCGAAGUGGAGCUGAUUUGUCCACAUUUUAUAGUUGCAGUUUUGAAGGGUACCAGGAUACCUUAUACACCCAUUCUCUGAGACAAUUCUACAGGGAUUGUGAUAUCUAUGGUACUGUUGAUUUUAUAUUUGGCAAUGCUGCUGUUGUUUUCCAGAAUUGCAACUUGUAUCCGCGGCUACCUAUGAGUGGCCAAUUCAAUGCCAUCACUGCCCAAGGUAGAAAAGACCCGAACCAAAACACAGGCACUUCUAUACACAAUUGUAAUAUUGCAGCUGCUGACGAUUUGGCUUCAAGCAAUAUGACGGUCCAAACAUAUCUUGGGAGGCCAUGGAAGGAAUAUUCAAGAACUGUUUACAUGCAAAGUUCCAUGGAUACAUCGAUAAAUCCUGCUGGUUGGCAAAUAUGGAAUGGAGAUUUCGCACUCAAUACAUCAUAUUAUGCAGAGUAUAAUAACACUGGACCGGGAUCUGAUACUACAAACAGGGUAACAUGGCCAGGUUUCCACGUUAUUAACGCCACUGAUGCUGCUAAUUUCACUGUCUCUGGCUUCUUGCUGGGGAAUGAGUGGCUACCUCAAACAGCAGUUCCUUUCUCUAGUGACUUGAUAUGAGCAGCUUCUAUGACAAAUUGUUACUAGUUCUUUUUUUCUAUUCUUUUCUUUUGUCCUUUUCUUGUAGGAUAUUUAAAGGUUGUAAUUGUUUGGUUGUAAUUGCAUACAAUUUUAUAAGUACUU
Messenger RNA from Populus trichocarpa (black cottonwood), 1854 nucleotides. Its product is annotated as probable pectinesterase/pectinesterase inhibitor 7. Gene Ontology annotation, biological process: cell wall modification. NCBI's taxonomy places the organism in Eukaryota, Viridiplantae, Streptophyta, Magnoliopsida, Malpighiales, Salicaceae. Bases 55 to 1731 code for a protein of 558 amino acids. The transcript is spliced from 2 exons. Gene Ontology annotation, molecular function: pectinesterase activity; pectinesterase inhibitor activity. The record is from RefSeq and is a predicted model, not a curated record.